Messenger RNA from Cylicocyclus nassatus, 1101 nucleotides. The record is from the annotation of a GenBank genome assembly. Lineage: Eukaryota; Metazoa; Nematoda; Chromadorea; Rhabditida; Strongylidae.
AUGCUUUCCCCUAGAGAACGUCUACCUGUCGAUGUGUUGCCAAUCACCCGACGACAUUGGCGACACAGCAGCAAAACAAUGAAUAAAGAUUCGGAUGGAGUGCUGGCGAAGGGCCAAGGAAGUCUGUUGGGAUAUAAAGCCGCCAAUAUUUCUGAAUCAAAACAUGGGAAAUGCCGCAGUUCUUUCACACUCCGUUCGUCGGACAAAACGCUUUUCAUUCCCUUCCUGUUGGCUAUAUCUUUAAACCAUGACCUUCUGAUUGCUUUCUGCCAAAAACUCUUAUUUAUGACUGUGUGUGGACAUAAGUAUCGAGAUCCGCUACAGCUGCUCGAGCAGGUAAUUUUCCUCAAUGAACUUUUUCAGGAGAUGGCCGAACAACAAACGCAAAUAGACUUCAGUGUUGCGAACGCCCGCCUCUCAUUGGUGGACUGCCCGACGCGGUCACUCGCUACCGUAACCGGGCGCGAACCAAAAAGGCCACCAUCGGCUAUGGAAGCGAAAAAGGUGAAGCAAAGAAAGCUAGGCGAGGAUACUGUAAAUGCGUCACCGGUCAGCGGAAUGCUUAUCAAGGAUGAAUCCGCUGUGCCGCCGGCGGAAGAACUGCAGAAGGAUGCGGAUUCUCUAGAUGAGACUGCUGCUUAUGUGGAAGUAUCUGAGGAGAGUAGGAAGAAGAUCGAGGCUAUCGAAAAUGUCAUUGGCGAUUCGGUUUGCUGCCUAUGCAAAGUCCGCUACGACGACGUCUUCAAACUCGCCCAACACCGUUGCCCCCGGAUCGCCCAUGAGGAAUAUCGUUGCCCCGAAUGCGACAAGGUAAGGCCUUCUCCUCCACAAAUCCCGACCCAAAUCGCUUGUCUUAGCCUCUUGCAUGGUUUGCAUAAUAGCUUCUCCUGUCCAGCAAAUCUCGCUUCACAUCGUCGUUGGCAUCGUCCAAGAGAUCAAAUCGAAACACUCCGAUGCACAACGUGCUCCACCGUAUUCAAUAGCAGAAAAGAGCUGAAGACACACACGUGCCGUGACGCGACAAUGUCACGACUGCCCAUGCCAUUUAGUGGUGGCUUCUUCUCAGGCCUCUUACCCACUCCACUGAAGUUGGAGAUGUAA